AUGGUAUUUUAUUUACCUGCCGAUGCGACGGAAAAAAUUACACUUGCAAUUAGCAUUCUGCUGGCUCUCGUCGUCUUCCUACUUCUUGUUUCCAAAAUGUUACCGCCAACUUCAGCAACAAUUCCACUGAUGGCCAAAUAUUUACUUCUCAUAUUUGUGCUCAAUAUUAUCACUAUUUUGGUCACUGUAAUUGUUGUCAAUAUCUAUUUCCGAGGCUUCACGACACAUGAAAUGCCCCCGUUUGUAAGAACUGUUUUUUUGAAAUACUUGCCGCUGCUGCUGAUGAUGGAACGGCCAGUCUACGACGAAAGACGUCGGAUGCAAUGGUGCCGGGGUAAGGAUGGCCGUAGAAACGCAAAAAACAAAACGCGCUUCAGUGGCAGUUACGUAGAUAACGAGUACUGGAUCGAGCCCGGAGAAUUCGUCGAAAUGUCCUCACCAAAGAAAGAAUCUUUGAAGGUUUACCACAUCUCAAGUCCAAGUCAAAAGAAACCAAAACGCGAAGCACUGCUUGACGAUAGGUGCGAACGGAGUACGCCAGCAACUCCUGAUCCCAUCUUUCCUCAUUAUGCAAAAAUACGACAUCGACGAAGAAUGCCACAAACUCUAAUGAAUAUGCCAGAAGAGUUCGUGGCCGAAAUGCCAAAACAGAUGGUCGAAGCAAUUGAGGCUAUCCAAUACAUCACCGAGCAUAUUGCCAAGGAGGACAGUGCUAAAAAG
This is a messenger RNA of Gongylonema pulchrum, 720 nucleotides long. NCBI's taxonomy places the organism in Eukaryota, Metazoa, Nematoda, Chromadorea, Rhabditida, Gongylonematidae. The record is from the annotation of a GenBank genome assembly.